UAAAUAAAUCAUUACAAAUGAAAUAUUCUCAAAAUUUUAAAAAUUUUGUGGAUGAAAUUAAGAUAAAUAUUUUUAAAUAUGUUAAACAACCUUUAAACUUGGCUUUAACUUGUCGAAAUUGGUCCGUUAUUGUUAAGGAUCCUUAUGCUAAAACCGAAUGGUUAUUAGAAAAUUAUGGAGAAGAAAAUGCUUUAUUCCAUGUUGUUAGAUUGGGCAUCACUUUUAUUGAUAUGUCGAUAUGUCAAUCUUUAAUCCAAAGAAAAGUGAUUACAUCAAGAUAUUUUAUUCAAAUAUUGUUAAAACAUUUUAGGGUAUAUAAUCAGAAAUUGGUUGAACUUAGAAUAAAGCAUAAUUUUAAUAAAUUUGGCGCCAAUAUUAAUUAUACCUUUCAACAAACAAUUAAUCCACCUUGGGCAAGAAAUUUGCUUAUAUUUAUUUUCACUUAUUUAUUAAAUGAAGGACGAUCACCCAAUUCUAAGAAAGAUUUACUUUCAAAUAAUAUGGAGUCCACAUUUAACCCUCGCAUCAGUAGUGCUUUUUCUGAGAUGUUAAGAAAUAAUUUAAAAGAAAUCGAAGAUUUGUUAAAUAAACUCAUCUCAAAAUCAUCACUCCUAUUGGAUUCUAACAAUUCUCCUUAUGCUCAUCAACAAUUAUUAUUUUCCGAAAAAUAUUCGUUUGAUGCAAUAAAGUAUUUUGAUUCGUUACAAGAAGAAAGUUUAAUAAAACCUUUAACCAUUUUGCCUCUUUUCGUUAAUAAUGUUGGAAUAUCUAAAGUGCAAACUCCCUCAAGAAAUUUUAACCAAAGAAUACGAGAUCAACUUACAAGACGAAACACGAAUAGAAUAUGUAAAAUAUAUAGAAGACGUAGAAGACGGCCUCAAUUUAAUGAACACGAAAUAACAUUGAAUAUGAUUGUCAAUCUUUCCCAACAAACUUCAAAUGACCCAUUGGUACAUCAGUUUUUCAACGGCUCUUCGUUUAUUUAACUAAUAGUAAAAUGACAUAGAAAAUUAAUUUUCAAUCUUACAAUUAUAUCUACAUAUAUAUAUGUAAUAAGUCAUUAUAAUAAAAUAAUUAAAU
Messenger RNA from Rhizophagus irregularis DAOM 181602=DAOM 197198, 1080 nucleotides. RefSeq lists its product as uncharacterized. The record is from RefSeq and is a predicted model, not a curated record. Lineage: Eukaryota; Fungi; Glomeromycota; Glomeromycetes; Glomerales; Glomeraceae.